AGCAGAAUCUCUCGUCUCAAAAUCGUUCAAUCGAGGGGCGACGAAACAUCGUCGACAUUCAAGCCAUUGCUGGAAUAUUUGAUUAGAACAAAUUUCAAACGCCUGUACGUCAGAUUUGAAGGUUCUCAGUCAGAGCAGUGCGCAAGUUUUGUCGUGCUCCGAAUGCCAAGCAUUUGGUUUCGAAGCAGUCUGUCACACGGGUGUUAGAUUUUGCAUGCGUGCAUGCUGGCCACGAGGAGAAAGAGGAUAGGAAUCGAUUACGUUUGGAAGCAGUGAAAGGCGCGGAGGCGGGGAGGAGGAAGAGCUGUGUUUUGCAAUGCCAGACAUCGUGACCUUCGUGUCUUCGGAGUGUCAUGGUGGGACGUCCUUUGUCGGUCUUGAGUUGCGUUCAUGAGUGGCAGAAAAUAUCGAUCGGAGGAGGGGGCUUUAGAUGACAGCUUACGGUGAUGCGUCAUGUAUGUUUCCAAUCCGAUGAUGGCGAUUAUUGGCUGUCAGGUUCAAUCCACCUGUGGGAUUCUCGUCGGUGGAAAGGGGUCGCACUUGUCCCUUGAAAAUUGCUCAAGAAAUUCUGGAUUGCAGAGAUGGGAGAAAUUUCGUCGGUGCACAGUUGGUCUCCGAGUGCGAGGAGGGGUGUCGAGUGAUGGUCAGUUGGAAAGUUUACCUUCUUUUGAGCGAGGGAAGCGUUUGAGCGAAUUGAGCACAUUGGGAAUCGGCGGCCCGGCUAAAUAUUUUGUUGAGGUGCACGAUGAGUCUCAGAUGUCUACUGCAAUUAGAAUAUGUCGAGAAAACAACAUUCGAUGCUUCAUCGUGGGGAAGGGGUCCAAUUGCCUCUUUGAUGACAGAGGAUUUGAUGGCUGUGUCAUCCUCAACUCCCUGAAGUUUCUCGAAAGGCAAGGGAGGGGAGUAUACAGAGUGGGAAGUGGCUAUCCAUUCAACACUCUAGGUAUACAAACCUCGAAAGAUGGAUUCACGGGACUCGAAUUCGCUUCUGGAAUUCCUGGCACUGUUGGCGGUGCGAUUUUUAUGAAUGCUUCCGCAAACGGCCAGGAAACUGCUAACGCUCUCAAAUCGGUCGAAGUUUUAUGCGCUGAUGGAGAGAGGAUUGUUCACACCAAAGGACAGAGCGACCUUGUGGUGUAUGGUUAUCGUCUCUCACCUUACCAAACAAUGCCAGGGUUCAUGGCCAUUCUUGCUGCAACUUUUGAACUCGAGCCUUGUCUGGACGCAAGACAGAGGCACAAAUCUCUUCUGGAGAGGAGAAGGAAAACACAACCUGUUGCGGCGAAAAGUGCAGGUUGCAUUUUUCGGAAUCCUGGUACAGGAUCCCAGUCAGCGGGUGCACUGAUUGAGCAAGCAGGUUUGAAAGGUAUAGAAGUUGGCCGAGCAAAAGUUUCAAAUAUUCACGCCAACUUUCUCCUCAAUGCUGGAGGUUCAAGCGCUGCAGACAUGAUUACUUUGAUCGAACUUGUUAAGGAACAAGUCAAGAGGAAGCUAGGAGUUGAUCUUCGGGAGGAAGUUAUUUAUGUCCCUUACAGUUAAGUUGAUCAUGCACGAAGUUGGCACAGCUCGUCCGCAUCUCGUCCGCAUCUAUGACUGACAUACAUGCAGCGAGUUGCCUGUACAAGUCGUUUGAGCGCCACGGAGGUAACAAGAAGAGUUGCAACAUGAAUGCGCUUAUGCUUACCUGCAACUUUACCUUCAAGUUAUCAAAUAGUUAGAACCUGUCAGAGCUGUAUAGUAGUUGAUUGUAUAUGCCGAGCUCAUCGAUAUCAUCGUCAGACCAUCUUUACUUCAAAAUUGCUGUCGUUAGUGCUGAUCAACAUCUUUGAGAGUCUGGUGCCAUUAUUUGAUUGAUGAAGUAAUAAAUAGAAAGUCAUGCUCGCCAUGGCUUGUUUAUAAUUUUCUGCUUUCCCC
Marchantia polymorpha subsp. ruderalis is the source of this 1914-nucleotide messenger RNA. The record is from the annotation of a GenBank genome assembly. Lineage: Eukaryota; Viridiplantae; Streptophyta; Marchantiopsida; Marchantiales; Marchantiaceae.